Messenger RNA from Diatraea saccharalis (sugarcane borer), 3064 nucleotides. NCBI's taxonomy places the organism in Eukaryota, Metazoa, Arthropoda, Insecta, Lepidoptera, Crambidae. The record is from the annotation of a GenBank genome assembly.
AAACAAUAAAUUCCAACAUGGUGGCAAUGUGCUACACAGUUUGAAAAUGCAGGUCGUGUCAUGCUUUGAAAAUAAUCAUUUUAUACUCGAAUUUGGUGGAAAAUGUCGGACUCUAAACGUGCUACUCUUAUAACAGUGGGUGCUCCUAAAAGUGCAAAGAAUAAUGUGAAUAAAACAGUGAGAUUAACUAUAAAUUUGGUUGAAAGCAACGAAAGUAAAUAUCCAGAGCUGAAUUACAAGGAACUAGUCAUUGCAGAAGAGCGCAAGAAAAAAGUAGAAAACGGCAAAACAAGGGGCCUAGACCCAUUCUCCGACAAUGACGAUGAUGUCAAGCAGGUUGCAAGAAAGUUUGAACAAAAAUAUGGAGGCAAAAACACAUACGGACGGACAGGACGAACGAAGCAAGACGAGUUUGCUGACAUCGGCGCCGGAUACGACGAGAACGAUUCAUUCAUUGAUAACACUGACGUAUGAUGAGAUGAUUCCACCAGAUUGUGAUACAUACUAUGGUGGUUUCUACAUCAACAGCGGCUCGCUAGAAUUCAAGUCUGUGCCGGAGAACAUAGCCCAUUCAGAACCGGAUCCAAGGAGGAACAAGCGUCGUAUAUCAUCAAGCAGUAGUGAAGAAGAGUCAUCAGAGAGCUCAUCAGAGUCCAGUCAAGAUGAGAAGGAUCCAAAACCUGUAGCCAAUGGAGUCGUCGACUCACUUAAGACUGAACAUCGGAAGAUGAAAAACAAAAAGAUUGAAAAGAAUAAGAAGGCUAAGAAGAUAAAAAGAGCUAAUUCAUCAGUAGCAACUUCUGGGAAACAAACUUCCGAUGAUAACGCUCACGAAAGUGCAGACUCGCGGACAUCCCAGUCGGACUCGCUCACAUCAAAACCUGCCCCCAGUUCAGAGAAUGUGGUCACAUCAGACAGUUCCAGAGAUGUAGAACCAAAGAGUAGGGCGAAGCUACCAGCGGUAAUUGCACAGCUGAUCGAAGAGUUAGAAGCUGUGGUUAACAGAUGUCUGUUGGAAAACCCCAACGCUACUCCUAAAGAUCUCGAGCUAAAGACUGAACAUCAUAUCAUGAGACUGUCUCAAGCUUUGACGUCGUCGACUGAAGAAAACGCAGUGAAACGUACCGCGUGGACUCUGGCUGCUCGUUGCUUGCGAGUGUCUCGCACUAAACUCGUCCAGCGCGUAACACUCGCAACACUCGCCAAAACCGCAACGGCCGCCUCCACGUCUCAGCAACAACCAGAAUGUACCACAGCUCCUGUUCAAUCGGCUGCGGUGAGCAACAAACGUAAAGCGGAUGAUGAUCUCGACGAGGUAGACUAUAGCCGUCUCACCGCAGACGAAAGGGAGGAGAUGAUUGUGGAGACAUUACGAAAAUUAAAAACAUUAAUAGAAGAACGGAAACCAGGGAUGAUUGGCAGUUAUAAUGCUGAAUGUGAAAGAGUUCGUGAAGAAAGAAAGAAGAUAAAGAUAGCCACAGUUUCUGAAGGCGCGCCUCACAUAGAGAAACGUAUGCCGAAGCGUCGUUUCCCCUGGUGUCCGACAUCGCGCGCGCUCCUCCACCGCUUGAGGGCGCUAGCGGGCGGCGGGGACGCGGCCGCCAUGCUGCUAGCUAAGCGGGCGUUGCCGCUGUUCCCGGCCGGAUUCGUUAGGAUGCCCACGCUACUGCGGCAGGCGGACCUCAGUAAAGAGAUAAAAGUAGCAGCUGAAACGAAACGUCAAAGGUUAGGAUCCGCAUCACAACCUCCCGCCUCCUUCACCGAACCCAUACACUUUCCGAGCUCGUUAACAGUCACCACUACCACAAACAGGCCUGUUGAGAAACAAGAAGAAGACAAAGACAAAUUCAAGAAUCAAAUGUUUGGCACCAUCAUCAAUAGCUUCACAUUAAGCAAAGACUUGGUAGUCGAAAAACCCGAUGACAAGAAAAAGGAAGAUAAGAGCAGAGAAGACUUGUACAUUCCCCCUAAUAAUAUUGGCAGCAUCACAAUUACACCCGUUCCUAAUAGCAGUAAAGAGAAGAAGAUAAACUCUGUUAUAACAACAGAGAAGCAUAGCGAAAGCCUAAUUAGGGUUAAGUCUCCAGCGGCGUUAAACGAUAUGGUAAAAAAAGACAAGGAAAAACAUAAAAAGUCGGAAAAGAAUCAUAUCAAAGAUAAGAAAGCUGAAGUUCCUCUACACGUCGAUACAAAUAUACAGCCCAGCAAUAAAGAGCCAAGUCCCAAUUCAUAUGAAAAACAUAAAGAGGGUUAUAUUAGAGUAAAAUCUCCAGCUGCACUGAACGAUAUGUUGAAGAAAGAUAAAGACAAAAAUAAAAAGCCUGAUAAGAACCAUGUCAAAGACAAGAAAGUUGAAACCCCUCUACAUGUGGAUACGACUUUCCAGACUGGUAAAAAGGAGACUAGUCCCAAAAAUAAGGAAGAGAUAACACAAAAGCAAAUUGAAAGCAUGAGGAUAGCGGAAAACAACAUUCCUAGGCCAGCAUUAGUUCCCGUACACCAUUCACCUACAUUUGCAAAACCAGAUAAAAGACCACCUGAAGUGAAAAAGAAGAAAGACGUUGUCAUAGUAUCUGACUUGGAUCCAUUGGGUGAUGUUCAACCUGAACCUUUUGCUGUGGACGAUAGUAGCAGCGAUGUUGAAGUGAUUGAAGAUAAGAAUACUGACAAAAGUGUACCUAAGAGUGAUAAAAAUGACACAGUGCCUUCAAAGGACCGAGUGAGUGCGCAAGACGAACUAAAGAAAGUAAACAGUGUGAAACAAUGUAAAGCGGCGAGUGUCGUGACCGCUGUGAAGGACGGUAAAAGUGAAAAACGUAGUGAUUCGUUAGACGAAUCCACUAAAGAAGAUAUUGAUAAUAUUAUGAGGAAUAUAAGGGAGAUGGAGCAUUCACAAGAGCCAACCAAGCUGAAUACCAGUUCUUAUGGUGGUGUAAUAACUAGCGUGAAGCACGAGAAGUCUUCCAGCCAACCUCCGUUCAACGCAAGGAACUCUAUAUUCGGGGAGGCUCGGUCAGAUAAAGACAAGUUAACGAGCUUCUUUGAACAAAAUGGAUGGAUGUAG